Messenger RNA from Symbiodinium pilosum, 504 nucleotides. Lineage: Eukaryota; Dinophyceae; Suessiales; Symbiodiniaceae. The record is from the annotation of a GenBank genome assembly.
AUGGCUGAGGCUGUGCCGCUGGAUACCUUCGAGCGGGCGCCACCGCCCAGAUCUGGGGGACAGUCCACGUCCUCCUUUGCGUAUCCCCCUGGACGGACAGAUGGGGACGAAGAGGAGCGGAGACGGCGUCAGCAGGAGCUGGCGGGAGACGAGGAGCUGGCUCGCAACCUUGCGGCCCAGUUGCGCCUAACGUCGCCGGCAGAGAAUGCGGCAGAUUCCGCAGGAGGACUCCACUCAGAUCCGUUCAGGGAUGAUGAUAGGCGGCUGCCUCGUGUGGGAGACCGAAGUAGCCCAGACAGUCCCUACCGGGGUGAUGCAGACACAGACAGGAUCCCCGGAGUGGAAUACCAUGCGAUGGACUCCGACACAGAGGAUGCCUUCUACGCCGAGCCUCCAAGAGCAGCCGGAUACCAUCAUGUUAUUUGCAAUGUCCUCGUUAACCUCUUUCGUGCUGGUGGGUGGAGCUCUCAUGUGCAGAAUGGCACAGACGUUAGAUUCAGAUGA